This is a messenger RNA of Lagenorhynchus albirostris (white-beaked dolphin), 2203 nucleotides long. It is a transcript of the gene DACH2, whose product is annotated as dachshund family transcription factor 2. The coding region runs from base 1 to 1821 and encodes 606 amino acids. The record is from RefSeq and is a predicted model, not a curated record. Lineage: Eukaryota; Metazoa; Chordata; Mammalia; Artiodactyla; Delphinidae. The transcript has 12 exons.
AUGGCCGUCUCCGCACCUCCGGUGAUCUCUGCAACUUCCAGCGGCACAGGCGUCGCGGGGGGCUUAUUUCGGGCCGAACCCCUGUACUCGACUCCUGGAGAGCCUCCUCGUCUCACCCCCAAUAUGAUCAACAGUUUCAUGGCUAAUAACCACAGCGGCAGCGCGGGGGCUGGCGGGGUCGGUAGUGCCAGCGGAGGCAGCGGCAACACCAACACCAACGAGUGCAGGAUGGUCGACAUGCAUGGGGUGAAGGUAGCUUCGUUCCUGUUGGACGGCCAGGAACUGAUCUGCCUGCCGCAAGUCUUUGAUCUCUUUCUCAAGCACCUGGUGGGAGGGUUGCAUACAGUGUACACCAAGCUGAAGAGACUGGACAUAUCUCCGGUGGUGUGUACUGUCGAGCAGGUCCGGAUCCUCCGCGGGCUGGGGGCCAUCCAGCCCGGGGUCAACCGCUGCAAACUCAUCACCAGGAAAGACUUUGAAACUUUGUUCACCGAUUGCACCAAUGCCAGAAGGAAGAGGCAAAUGACAAGAAAACAAGCUGUUAACAGUUCAAGGCCUGGCAGGCCUCCUAAGCGUUCUUUGGGAGUGUUGCAGGACAAUGCUCGCCUUCUGCCCCAUUCAGUUCCAGGCCUCUUAUCACCAGGACUUAUCACUCCGACAGGUAUAACAGCUGCAACAAUGGCUGAGGCGAUGAAGCUGCAGAAGAUGAAGCUUAUGGCUAUGAACACUCUUCAGGGAAAUGGAAGCCAAAAUGGGACCGAAUCAGAGCCUGAUGAUCUUAAUUCUAAUACAGGUGGAAGUGACUCUUCCUGGGAUAAGGAUAAGAUGCAGUCUCCUCUUGCUGCUCCUGGACCCCAACACGGAAUUGCUCAUGCAGCCCUGGCUGGCCAGUCAGGCCUUGGAGGAGCUCCUACCCUCAAUCCACUGCAGCAGAACCAGCUGCUGGCCAAUAGACUGGAUCUGCCAUUUAUGAUGAUGCCUCAUCCCCUACUUCCAGUCAGCUUACCUCCUGCAUCAGUUGCCAUGGCAAUGAAUCAGAUGAACCAUCUCAAUACUAUUGCCAACAUGGCUGCUGCAGCCCAGAUUCACAGUCCACUCUCCAGAGCUGGGGCCUCAGUUAUAAAGGAACGGAUCCCAGAGAGUCCUUCUCCUGCUCCUUCUCUGGAAGAGAGUCAUCGCCCUGGGAGCCAGACCUCCUCCCACCCCAGCAGCAGCGUGUCCAGCUCUCCCUCUCAGAUGGAUCACCAUUCAGAGAGAAUGGAAGAGGUACCCGUUCAAAUUCCAAUGAUGAAGUCACCUCUGGACAAGAUCCAAUUGACUCCUGGGCAGGCAUUGCCUCCUGGAUUCCCUGGACCAUUCAUUUUUGCUGAUAGUCUGUCCUCUGUGGAGACUCUGUUGACCAACAUUCAGGGUCUACUGAAAGUGGCUUUGGAUAAUGCUCACAUCCAAGAGAAGCAGACUCAACAAGAGAAAAAGGAACUGCGAAUGGAGCUCUAUAGAGAGAGAGAAAUUAGAGAAAACCUUGAAAGACAACUCGCAGUUGAGCUUCAAAGCAGAACUACCAUGCAAAAGCGCCUGAAGAAGGAGAAAAAAGCAAAGAGGAAACUACAAGAAGCCUUAGAAUUUGAAUCAAAGCGAAGGGAGCAAGUGGAGCAAGCACUUAAGCAAGCUACUACUAGUGACAGUGGAUUGAGGAUGUUGAAAGAUACUGGGAUUCCAGAUAUUGAAAUAGAAAACAGUGGAAAUCCUCAUGAUAGUACUUCUAUGCAAGGAGGUAACUAUUACUAUUUAGCAAUGGCACAACAGUUUUAUUCGUCCUGAAAGGUCUUCGCUGGCUUUACAUAAAUGAAGAUGCUUGUGAUUCCAGUUUAUCUCUGAAACUAUUCAACAUGGAGUUAAUUCAAUUGUGUUUAUCAGCAAAGCUUUGUUUACCGAAGCAGUUAUUCAAUCUAUAUUACAUUUUUUUAAAGAAAGAACGUGUGUACAUUUUAAAAGCAAUGACGUAAACUCUGUUUUUGCAAUUGAUUGACCAAUUUAAGAAUAUGAGCUAAAUCCUAAUGACUAAAGUAACUUGACCAUAUUUGAUGCUUUUCUAUGCUCACUUCAGCUUGGCUUUUUGUCUUUUAAGGGAAAAAAUGUGGUAGUGUGUUAGAGACUAGAAACAUAUGUAUGGUUUCUCUGUUCUACCAUAUAUUAAGUUAAA